Messenger RNA from Mya arenaria, 675 nucleotides. RefSeq names its product translation initiation factor IF-2-like. Lineage: Eukaryota; Metazoa; Mollusca; Bivalvia; Myida; Myidae. The coding region runs from base 1 to 675 and encodes 224 amino acids. The transcript is spliced from 2 exons. The record is from RefSeq and is a predicted model, not a curated record.
AUGGCAAUAAUUGAUGGUUACUAUUGUAAUCGCAAGGAUGGUUACUAUCGAACUGGCAAGGAUGGUUACUAUCGUAAUGACAAGGAAGGUAACUAUCGUAAUGGCAAGGAUAGUUACUAUCGAAAUGACAAGGAUGGUUACUAUCGUAAUGACAAGGAUGGUUACUAUCGUAAUAACAAAGAUGGUAACUAUCGUAUUGACAAGGAUGGUAACUAUCGUAAUGGCAAGGAUGGUUAUUAUCGUAAUGGCAAGGAUGGUUAUAAUCGUAAUUGCAAAAAUGGUUACUAUCGUAAUUGCAAGGAUGGUUACUAUCGUAAUGACAAAUAUGGAUUCUAUCAAAAUGCCAAGGAUGCUUACUAUCGUAAUGGCAAGGAUGGUUACCAUCGAAAUGGCAAGGAUGGAUGCUACUAUCGCAAUGGCAAGGAUGGUUACUAUCGUCAUGGCAAGGAUGGUAACUAUCGUUAUGGCAAGGAUGGUUACUAUCGAAAGGGCAAGCAUGGUUAUUAUCGAAAUGGCAAGGAUGGUUACUAUCGAAAUGGCAAGGAUGGUUACUAUCGUAAUGACAAGGAUUGUUACCAUCAAAAUGGCAAGGAUGGUUACUAUCGAAAUGGCAAGGAUGGUUACUAUCGAAAUGGCAAGAAUGGUUACUAUCGAAAUGGCAAGGAUAGUAACUAA